UAGUUAGUAGUAUAUAAAGUCUCUUCCUUUGGUAAGGAAAAUGGCAUAAGAUCAAUCAUCCUUUCCCUUGUAUAGGAAACACCCAUCAUUGCUCCCAAUAAUCCUUUUCAACCUUAGAAACUUGAGCUUCUAAGAUAUUCCUUCUAAUUCUUCUUCUUCUUCUUCUUCUUCUUCUUCUUCACUUUCACUUUCUCUCAAUUCUCCCUAUAUAACCUCUUUUUUUCAAUCGUUCACAUUUUAACCAUCUCGUGCUUCUUUCAUUCUUCUUCAACAAUGGAUCCCUCUUCCACAAAUUCUGUCAAUGGGUUCUACUCUUUUCUCACCAGAGGCAUCGAUGAUCUCGAAAGGGUUUAUCUUUCAAACAAUUUCAUGUCAAUCCAAUUCCUCCAGAGGGUGCUUUCCUUCCUCAGAUCCUCCCACUCCCAAUUGACCCUUCUUGUCCAGAAACUCCAUUUACCAGUCGGUGAUAAGUGGCUUGAUGAAUAUAUGGACGAGAGUUCUAAGCUCUGGGAAGCCUGUCAUGUACUCAAAUCAGGUAUUUCUGGGAUGGAAAACUAUUAUUCUGCGGGAUUCAACAUCACAAACUCUCUUGACAAUCAUCCCCGACUCAGCCCUCAACUCUCCAGACAGGUGAUUAGGGCGAUUUCAGGGUGUCGCAGGGAAGCAGUUGGAUUGGAGGAGGAGAACAGAGCUCUAAAGGAAACAAGAAUUCAAUCACUCUCUUUGCGUUUCGACGAGAAAGUGUCGGUGGAAUCGAAACUCAACGGCUUCAACGGAUUCCGAGGAGUUCUGUACGCAAUGAGGAACGUGAGUUCUCUACUUCUAAUGAUCUUGCUGUACGGUAUGGUGUAUUGCUGGCCGGAAUCGAGUUUCUUAAGGGGAGGAUACGAGGGGUGUUUGUUAUUCGGGUCGGCGUUUAUGAUAUCGACGGCGAGGUUGCAGCAGAGGGUGGCUGAGGAGAUAGGGCAGAUGAGUGGACGGCCAGGGAUUCUGAUGCACGAGUUCAGGCGGUCGAAGGCAGCGAUGGAGGAGCUGAGAGGGGAACUGGAGAGGAGGUGUGGAGGUGGGGUUUUGGAGUGGGAAGGGGAGGUGGGGAUAAGAGAGAGGGUGGAGAAUUUGAGAGGGUGUUUAGGAGUGUUGAGAUCUGGCGCUGAUAACAUCGCUGCUCAGCUUGAUGAUUUGUUUGAUGAGAUUGUUGAAGGAAGAAAGAAGCUUUUGGACUUCUGCAGUCAUAGGUAAAAGUAGAAGAAGACCAGUUAUCACCAAGACCAGAGAAAUUUGGUUUUUUUUUUUUUUUUUUGGAGAGAAAAAAAUUACAAGGUAGAAAAAUCAGUUGUUGGGAUGGUUUUACUUUUACCUUUUAGUUUUAACCCUUCUUUUUUUUUUCCUUUUUUUUAAUUUUCUUUUAUUCACCUAUGCCUUCCUUCCUUGUGGUUUCUCUGCAUUUUGUGGUUGCUGAUAUUGGAAGAUUUAAAAAAAUGCAAGAGAAUGAGAAAAUUAAAACUA
Molecule: messenger RNA, 1506 nt
Organism: Tripterygium wilfordii
Lineage: Eukaryota; Viridiplantae; Streptophyta; Magnoliopsida; Celastrales; Celastraceae
Exons: 2
Coding region: 274-1239 (321 amino acids)
Source: RefSeq, a predicted model, not a curated record